Molecule: messenger RNA, 2771 nt
Organism: Cyclopterus lumpus (lumpfish)
Lineage: Eukaryota; Metazoa; Chordata; Actinopteri; Perciformes; Cyclopteridae
Product: polypeptide N-acetylgalactosaminyltransferase 6-like
Exons: 11
Coding region: 129-1928 (599 amino acids)
Cellular component (GO): Golgi apparatus
Source: RefSeq, a predicted model, not a curated record
ACUUUAGAUGUAAACUGGUUUGAGCAGUUGUUGCUGUCUCUGACUCUGUUGACUGAAAGCAUAACCAAAAGCGAGCAUAGGUGGAGGGGCUCGUUCAUCUGCAGCCAAAGUAUAGUCAGUCCUUGCCUAUGCCUACCAUGCAACGUUUUUACGCCCGACACUUCCUUCUAGUUAAUGUUGCAGCUUCCUGCUUGCUGAUCAUACUUUACAUAAAAUAUUACAUCAACAACACAGCAUUGUCACGCCCGCCUGUGGAAGGUGUGGUGAAACUCAGAGGACCCACCCUCAGACCGGUCGACCUGAUGCCAGUUUAUUCUUGUCUACCAGGCUUUUACACCCAAGAGGAGCUCAGGCCUCACCUUCCGAGGCCUCCCCAAGAUCCCAGGGCACCGGGUGCUGGUGGAAAAUCAUUUGGGAUACGCAAACUGACUCAUGAGGAACGGAGAGAAAAAUUAGAUGGGUUUGAUAAGAACCAGUUCAACCAGUUUGCCAGUGACCGAAUCUCCCUGCACCGUGAUCUGGGUGAAGACACACGUCAUCCAGAUUGCUUGCAACAGAGGUUUCAGCGUUGUCCCGGCCUCCCGACCACCAGCGUGAUCAUAGUGUUUCACAACGAGGCCUGGUCCACCCUGCUGAGGACGGUCUACAGUGUCCUGCACACCGCUCCUGCAGCCCUGCUCACGGAGAUCUUGCUGGUGGAUGACGCCAGCACGCAUGACCACCUGAAGACUCGUCUGGAUGACUUUGUGCGGCAGCUGAAUAUCGUGCGUGUUUUACGUCAGAGGGAGAGGAAAGGCUUGAUCACAGCCAGGCUGAUGGGAGGGCAGGCUGCACGAGGAGAGGUCCUCACCUUCCUGGAUUCACACUGCGAAUGCUUCCCCGGGUGGCUGGAGCCGCUUCUAGCUCGGAUAGCAGAGCAGCCUGCUGCCGUGGUGAGCCCGAAGAUCUCCAGUAUCGACCGGAACGACCUGAAGUUCCAAAAGCCAGUCCCCGAACUGCAUUACCACACUCGAGGCAAUUUCGACUGGAGGCUCCACUUUGGAUGGGAGGUCAUCCCCGAAGAGCAGGAGACGGAAAGGAUGAAUGAGACACAUCCCAUCAGAACUCCUACUUUUGCUGGUGGACUGUUCUCGAUAUCUAAAUCUUACUUCCAGCAUAUCGGGACUUACGACGACCAGAUGGUUUUCUGGGGAGGUGAGAAUUUGGAAAUGUCCUUCAGGGUCUGGCAAUGUGGAGGUCAAAUGGAAAUCCUGCCUUGCUCGGUUGUGGGGCACAUUUUCCGCAAAAAGAGCCCACACACCUUCCCCAGAGGAAAGAUGAUGAUCACUCACAACCUGGUCCGGCUGGCCGAGGUCUGGAUGGACGACUACAAGUUUGCCUUCUAUCGUUCAAACAGACGGGCCGAUUUGAUUUUCAAACAGAAUUUAUAUGGAGAUGUUUCUGAACGCCGUAAACUCCGGGAGAGAUUAAAGUGCAAGAACUUCUCGUGGUACCUGAACACCGUUUAUCCAGAGGCCUACGUGCCUGACGUCAGGCCGGUUAAAUACGGACGGUUGGAAAACGUCGGUUGGAUGUGCUACCUGGAUGUGAAGAAGACGACAACGAAAUGGGAACCUGUUCAAGAGUUCCAAUGCGGUGAUAAAGCUGCAGCACAGUAUUUUGAGUACACGUCCCAGAAAGAGGUACGGCUCAGCGUCAGCAAUGGUCUGUGUUUACAUGCAACACGCGGAAGAGCUCGCGUGUCUCUUAAUUUCUGUCGUUUGAAGGGAAAAGUGACCACAGCAGCGCCCGCGCAGGUGUGGAUCUACACGCAGGCAAACAAACUGAAGAACCCAUCAUCGGGGAAGUGUUUGACAGUAUCGGAAGGAUAUGUUAUUGUGACUGCCUGCAAAUCCCCUCAAGUCGACCAAAGCUGGGGCUUCAUCUGACUCAUGGAUUCCUAUUCGUGGACAUUCAACUUCAAAUUUGUCUCAACACAAUUCUCACACGCUCUUAUUUAUAUUAAAAGAGUUAUUUGCUAUUCCCCUAAUAAUAACACACACACACACACACACAUGCACACACACACACACACACACAGAUGUUGGAGGUCAGCUCAAAUGUGAACGAUAGGAAAUGAAUCCACGUCUUUGUUCACCAGAAGGGCAAUAACUUUACGGUCAGUAUCAACAGGAGGAAUCAUUACACUGACCGUUAACUCUCUCCUUCAAUGAGCCAUUUGGGCAUGCACGUAUUAAAUCAAAGGAUAAGUGAUAUUUUAUAUAUUUCUAAUAGUCAACACAUCACAUUAAAAGAUCAAAAACAACAAUUAUCCUAUAAUACUAACUACCUAAUGCUUGUGUAGCCAAAGAUUGAUGAUAUCCCUAUUUAUAACCCAUAAUGUGCCACAUUGUUUGCACUGCGUGACAAUAACAUGGGCAUGAUUUAUUUUGAGUCAAUCCCUCAUAGACUGGGGAGCAGGAGUUUUACUAAGGUCAUUAAAUAUAUUUGCAGAAUGUAUUUAUAUCUGCAGUUCAGCUUUAAGCCACAUGAUGGAGCCUGAAUAUUCAUAUUGUAUUCUACUUAUCUAGCAUAGGUUGAUUUUGUUUUACUGAUGAGAGGAAAAACAACAGCCUGUCCUCCUCAAUGCAUUUAUUUGGGUUAUAAUGUAUGUAACGUGUGUGUGUUUUCAAUAACACAUGCAUAAAAUAAAAAUGUGAUUGAUCAAACGUGUAUUUAUUCGACAUGGUUGGUUUACAUAUUCAAGAUAAUAUAAGGUGUAUUAUAUAAUA